Messenger RNA from Adineta steineri, 606 nucleotides. NCBI's taxonomy places the organism in Eukaryota, Metazoa, Rotifera, Eurotatoria, Adinetida, Adinetidae. The record is from the annotation of a GenBank genome assembly.
AUGUGUAUCUGGACUCCAAAUCAUUUGAAAAAAAAACAAGUUAUGUCAUUCAAUAUUCGUUCUCAAUUAAGUUCUUUUGAAACGGAACUUAUCAAUCGUGUUCAUGCUCAUUUUCCAAAUAAUGAACCAACAAAAUUUCUUUUUUUCUAUACAAAAGCAUCUCCGUUUGGUAAUUUUUAUCCGAGUAUAAUUAUUGAUAAUGGUAUUCAAUUUCAUUGUACUGAGCAAUAUAUGAUGUAUCAUAAAGCAAAAUUAUUUAAUGAUGAUGAGACUGCUCAAAAAAUUCUUGAAGCAACUACACCUGGCAAAUGUAGAGGAUUAGGAAGACAAGUUAACCAUUUUAAUGAGACUGUAUGGACUAAUAAUCGAACAAGAAUUGUUUCCGAUGGAAAUUAUCUCAAAUUUACACAACAUGCAGAUUUAAAAGAACAAUUAUUAAAUCAUCAGGACACAUUAUUUGUUGAAGCUUCACCAACAGAUACUAUUUGGGGCAUUGGAUUAGCAGAAGACGAUCCAUUAAUCAAACAGCGAUCUACUUGGAAAGGACUUAAUUUAAUGGGUUAUCUUCUAACAGAUAUUGCUUAUCGUUUACGUAAUGAAAAUUGA